Messenger RNA from Branchiostoma belcheri (Belcher's lancelet), 1531 nucleotides. RefSeq lists its product as uncharacterized. The record is from RefSeq and is a predicted model, not a curated record. The coding region runs from base 803 to 1489 and encodes 228 amino acids. The transcript has 2 exons. Gene Ontology annotation, biological process: proteolysis. Gene Ontology annotation, molecular function: aspartic-type endopeptidase activity. NCBI's taxonomy places the organism in Eukaryota, Metazoa, Chordata, Leptocardii, Amphioxiformes, Branchiostomatidae.
UAUGUUAUUAAGGUUGACCUUACAUGUGUAGGUCAUGACCCCUGGAGGUCACCCGCCUCGUGGGGCGGCCAUGUUGUUCGCCAUCUUUGUUCUUUGUGUCAGCUCCUGAUUAAACUGUGCUCGGUUCGCACACUGAAUUGUUGCUGUCAGAGUCGUCCUACAGCGGCCUAAUUGGCGUGGUGGCAGCGGCGAGAUCCAGAGUCAACGCCGUCAACCCUAAAAAAUUAGAAAACCGCAUUCACAACGACCAGGAUGGCAACAGCGAACCGGGCACCGAAGCAGUGGUGUUUGACACGUACGGAGUCAAUCAACUCGUACGAAAAUUGGCGCAGCAAUCUCAUCUACGUCUUAUCUCUGGACCAAAGUUUCGCGCCGUUCCUGGCUGAAGGCGUAACAUGGCAGAAGCGGGCACCAACAGUGGAACAUCGAGGCUUCGCCGACGAUGGGGAGGACGUCCCAGUGGCGCAACGCAGAACGGCGGCGCAGAAGGCGGCGAGCUUAGAAUUGAUGCUGGGACAAAUAGCGAACUUCUGCCCAAUAAUCACAAGAAACCGCAUCAUCAAGGCAAGUACAUCAUUGUCUGAUAUCUGGCAGGCAAUACGCCUCCAUUUUGGUUUCCAAGCUACUGGAGGUUUUUCCUCGAUAUUGCCAACAUCAAGCAAGAGCCAAAUGAGCGUCCAGAAGAUUUGUACCAACGUUUAACAGCCGCGGUGGAGGACAAUUUGUUAACGACAGCGGGGGCAUUACCCACCAGGGGGAAGCAGUGACUGCCGACGAAGAGGUCACACCGUCCCUUGAAAACAUGAUUGUAUUGUUGUGGCUCAAAAUGCUCCACCCAGAUCUUCCCGCUCUUGUGAAACAAAGGUACGGUUCAGAGUUAAGACACAAGACCCUGGCUUCCAUCAAACCAGAGAUAUCAUUAGCACUCACAUCUUUGCUCGAUGAGCUCCAUAGUAAUGAGGAGAUCAGGACCCUCCGUCUCGAACAGACCCGCAAACCAUUCUCAAGAGCUCAACAAGGCCGGAGCCGUCGAUCAAAACCUACGCUUCAGAAGAAAGCAUGCCCACUUUGCCAGCAGGCAGGCAGGCCAGUGUUUGAUCAUUACCUGAGUGUUUGCCCAUAUCUACCUGAACAAGAUAAAAAAUACAUGGUGCGAACGAGAGCCGUUGAGGUAGCUGAUGACAGUGAUGUUAACCCUUCUGAUGAAGAGGAACCCAGCGUCCUUCGCACUGAAACCACGUCCUUUGCUGACGACCAGUCUCCCCUCCUGUCAAGAGUCACCGUUCGUGCCUACCCACAUUUGGAAGUCUUCCACGGUGGGCAGCCAAUCCGCAUUCUGCUAGACUCAGGGGCAGAGUCUAGCAUGAUCCGUGCCGACGAGGCAAAGCGCCUGGGGCUACGCAUAAACCCCAACACCUCGCAAACACCAAGCCAGGCAGAUGGGGGACAAAUGACCGGUAUCCUAGACACGUCAAAUCCAUCUUCCUGAUGGCUCCAUCACCGACUAUUCACCGUCCUCGAAGCCACCCCA